GCGUCUUUGAAAAUUGUAAACAAAACACGCACCGGCGGAAGAUUCAAAGAGCAAAAUAUACAAGAGAUAUAACAAGAGUUAGAAAGUAUUAUUGAUUUAUAUCAAUAGCAAAGCCAUGAUUUUGUUAGAAAAGAAUUAAACAGGGAAGUAGGAAAGCAUGAUUGGCUUCAGUUGUAAACAUGAAAUCAUCCAAAAAUAUAGGCCGCAAAAGACUUGGACGUAUACCCAUAACAUCUAAUGAGCCUUCUUCCUCUGUGAUACGACCUUGUCAAAUUGUUCAAAGGGUAGAUGGAGGGAAACAAAAUAUUCAGGUCUCAAUGUCAGAGGGUGACCUUUCGUUCAGUUCGUCAUUUGCUAAUGACCUUGACAAUGAUGUUGACCUCAUGUCAGCACUGGACAGAAUGGAGACAGAUUAUGGCCACAAUAAAAUGAAAGGAAAUGCUACAACAACAAAGGUAGAAAAUGAAAAUGUUAUCUCUAUACGCAACCAUCAACAGAUCAACAUCAGUAAUAAAAUAUCCAGUGUGGAACAUAACAGUAAACAGAUAAAGCAUAUAGCCAAUAAAAAUGUUAAUUAUUUGUCUACACCAGCAAGAAUCAACCAUAGUAAACUUGAUUCUAAAGUGUCAGCAGCUGAUAAUGUUGACACAAACUCGUUCCAUGAUCUCUCCUUUACAAGCCCUAUGGAAAUAUCUACUCCACAGAUCUUUAAAACAAAGAGAUCGUCUUCCAAUGACACUAAAGAAUCAACAUCGAAAAAGAGAAACUUGUCAGCUUUAAAGAAUUCUGCAGAUAAAAGUAAGACUUCUAUGUCUAAGAUUAGGACAUCAACACCACAGGUUACCCCACGUAGGAAUCUUAGAUCAAACUCGGCACAGAAAGAGAAGAAUCAGAUGAGGAAAAAGCGAGUUUUAGAUGGGCUUGGUGACCCAAUGGCCACAGAGGAAAAUACUGAUAACAAUUUAUCAAAUAAAAGUGACUUUUUCAAGUCUUUACUAGUUGAAAAUGUAAGUUUAGAAGAGAGUAAUAUAGCCAAAAAUGAUAUGAUAAAGAAAACAAAAUCUCCAGAAACCAGAUCAAAUACCAAAACAAAAAAAGACCAACUCUGCAGUAAUUCAGCAACAACACAACAAACAAAAUCAGCUACAUGUGAAAAUAAGGAGAAUUACACGGAGGUAACUGACAGUAACCAAAAUGAUGAUAAUGAGAUCAACAUAGAAGAUCUUCCUCAGAUUCCUACAAGGGGAAGUAAUCAAAGUAAUAUCAGUACCUCAACUUCAUUAGUUGAAAAACCACUAGAAAUUAAGCCUGAUUUAGAGGCAGAUCAGCUAGCACUAUCAUCAUGGGGUCUCCCUGACCCUGUUCUAAAACAGUAUCACUCUAGAGGUAUCACCCACAUGUUCCAGUGGCAGGCAGAAUGCUUACUCAUGGGCAAUGUUUUAGGGGGAGGUAACUUGGUAUAUUCCGCCCCAACAAGUGCUGGUAAAACUAUGGUAGCAGAGUUGCUGGUCUUGAAGAGAGUGAUGGAAACAAGGAAAAAAGCAAUAAUUAUACUACCAUUUGUUUCUGUGACAAGAGAGAAAAUGUUUUAUCUACAGGAUAUGUACCAGGAUGCUGGGAUACGUGUAAGUGGAUUUAUGGGUCACUAUGCCCCGGCUGGUGGCUUCAGUAGUGUUGAUGUAGCUGUAUGUACCAUUGAGAAGGGAAAUAGUCUGAUCAAUAGAAUGUUAGAAGAUAACAAACUUGAUCAAUUAGGUAUUAUAGUAAUUGAUGAGUUACAUCUGAUUGGAGAUAGACAUAGAGGUUACCUGCUUGAACUGUUGCUCACCAAAAUCUCGUACAUGUCUCGCAAAAAUAAAAACAGUGAGACAAGCUCUAACAUUCAGGUGGUGGGUAUGAGUGCUACCUUGCCUAACUUGGAUCUUCUGGCCCAGUGGCUGAAUGCUGACUUAUACCGCACUGAUUACAGGCCGGUCCCCCUAGCCGAGUGUGUGAAGAUAGGUACAGCUUUAUAUGACUCUGGUAUGAAUUUAGUGAGAGACAUUGAUACCAAAUACUCAGUGAAGGGAGAUGAGGACCAUGUUGUACCAUUGUGUAUUGAGACAAUCCGAGGCGGUCAUUCUAUACUUAUAUUCUGUCCUACCAAAAACUGGUGUGAAAAACUAUCUGAAACUGUUGCUAGGGCACUCUAUAAUCUCCUUAGCAACCCGGAUGUCGCUGUUGCUGGCAAAGGUUUUGUGAAAGCCUCAGAUUUACUGGUGCUGCCUCUUGACCAGUCAGCAUUAAGAGAUGUUGUUGAACAGUUACGUCGUACAGCAGUUGGCCUAGAUUCCACCCUCGGUAGGACCGUCCAGUUUGGAGUAGCUUAUCAUCAUGCAGGUUUAACAUUUGAUGAGCGUGACAUCAUUGAAGGUGCAUUCAGACAAGGUAUACUGAAAGUUCUUGUGGCAACAUCUACAUUAUCAUCUGGUGUAAACUUGCCAGCACGUAGAGUAUUGAUACGUACACCAACAUUCCACGGUCAGUUGAUUGAUUUUCUCACAUAUAAACAGAUGAUUGGUCGUGCUGGCAGGAAGGGAGUUGACACCGCUGGGGAGAGUAUACUGUUAUGUAAGCCAAAUGAAAGACCAAAAGCUGUAAAACUUGUUACAGGCUCACUACCUGCUGUACAUAGUACUCUAGUUAGAGAAGAAGGUGAGCCUCUAAGUUCUAGUCUAAAGCGUGCUAUAUUAGAGGUGGUAGUGAGUGGUGUAGCAAUGUCCCCGGCGGAGGUGUCAUGCUACGCCUCGUGUACUCUACUGGCGGCCUCACUGAGCAAGGGAGAGGAUCAGACACAUGACCUGAUACAACAAUGUGUACAAUUUCUACAAGAUAAUGAGUUUGUCAAUACACAAAAAAUAAAAGGCCCUGAUGAUAAUGAGAGUGAGAGAUUUGUACCGACCCAGCUUGGUGCCGCAGUUUUAUCUUCCUCUAUAUCACCAGAUGAAGGCCUUGUUGUCUUCUCUGAGCUACAGAGAGCCAGGCAGUGCUUUGUUCUGGAGAAUGAACUUCAUAUUAUAUAUCAGGUGACGCCUAUAUAUGCUCAGAUAGAUUCUAUAGAUUGGUACCAGUACUUCAGUAUAUGGGAGACAUUAACACUUGGUAUGAGGAAGGUAGCUGAGUUGGUUGGUAUACAAGAAUCAUUCCUGGCUAAAGCGGUACGAGGCCGGAUACUCACAAAAACCUCUGCCCAGAUGAAGCUGCUUGCAAUACAUAAGAGGUUUUAUACUGCACUGGUGCUCCAUGAUCUAGUACAAGAAACCCCACUUGGUGUGGUAGCAAGAAAAUACAACUGUAACAAAGGACAGUUACAGUCCCUACAACAAUCUGCUGCUACAUUUGCUGGUAUGGUAACUGUGUUUUGUGCUAGACUAGGUUGGUCCAACCUUGAGUUAAUCCUGUCACAGUUCCAGAAUCGUCUGACGUUUGGCGUUCAGAGAGAACUGUGUGAUUUAGUUAGAAUCUCUGCUCUCAAUGGACAGCGAGCUAGGGUGAUGUACAAUGGAGGGUAUCAAACUGUUGCAGCCCUGGCUAGUGCCCAUCCUGCUGAUAUUGAGGCAUUGUUGAAGAACUCGGCUCCUUUCCAAAGUAACAAAAAGCAAGAUACAGAGAGUGAGUGGGAGGCAGAACAGAGACGUAAAACCCGGUGUAUCUUCCUGACGGGGCGUAAAGGGGUGACAGAGUACGAGGCAGCAUUAGCUAUAAUAAGUGAGGCCAAGUCAAUCAUACAGGAGGAACUAGGGGGGCUGGGUAUACAAUGGAAGGAAGGUGAUAGUGAACCUCCCCCUGUCUUAAAAUCUCCAGUACUUCUUAGUCCAUUAGCAGCCACAAGAAAAGAUAAAAGAAGGCUAAACUCCAAAACAAUUAAAAAUAAGAGCCCACCAAACAAGGGAGACAAAUCCAAUAAACCAUCUUCGUCAUGUGUUAUUUCCCCUCCUAACAAUAAAUCAAAUAUAGAAAGCAGAGAAGAGGUUAAAGCCACAACAAAACAAGACACAGAGUCCUGUAAAGAUGUAGCCACCAAUAAAUCAAUUAAUGAUAGCGAAAGUUCUAAAGAAAUUUCAAAUAAACAGAAUAUGUCAUCUAAAUUAAAGAAACAAGAAAUUGAAGAUAGAACACCAAGUGUGUUAUCAAAUUAUAAAUCUAAGGACAGUAAAAUUACUAAUGAAAAUGUGAAAAACUGUAGACACUCCAUGGAACUAAAUGAAGAUAAUGUAGUUAAUAAAGUGGACAAAAGAAACAAAAUUGUAUCUACUAAAGAAAAGACUUCAGUAGUUACAACUGCCAUUAUUGAAAAAAUACCAGAACAUUUCAAUAAUCUGCAGGUUUCAAAUGCAGGUAUAUGUCAUGAAAGCCCGGUAAGUAACACAGUUGAACAAAUAUCUGUUAGUGUACAAGAUAAUAAAGAAAAUGAAAAACAAUUAAUCAAUACAGAAAUUAGUGAAUUAUCAAGUGAUAUUGUGAAUGAAGCAGCAAAUAGUGUGUCUCCUGAAGAUAUUACAGGAAAGUUGGGACACAGUAACGUUCAUAAACCAACCAUCAGAUAUAAAGAGUCUUCAAGGACAAUACCUGUAAAAAACCAAACAACAGUAAAUAAAAAUCAAACUGAUUUUAUUGGAAUACAAAACAAAUAUGUUAAAGGGUUACAAAAAGAACAUAAAAAUGACAACUAUAGAAUACAAGCUUGUUCAGAAACUGCAAAAGUUCAAAAUAAUGAAGAAAGAGAGUUACAUGAUCUGAAUACCAAGAAUGAAGGAGAUACAUCUAAGCAUACAGUGUCUGGUGAAACUGGCCAAGCUUUAAAUGACAUAGUUGAUGAAAAUGAUUUUGGAGAGAGCUUUAUGAUUGAUACUCAAAGUUUAAACAGUUUAGAAAAUUCAAAAAACAAGAAAGGAACAAUUGGAAUAUCAGUAGUUGUUGAAGAAAUUGUGCAAGAGCAGAAUGUCAAAGUUAAACAAUUAAAUGAUAAUCAUAAUGAUGAAAAUGCACUAACUGAAGCAUUAUUUUCAGAAGACCUUGAAAUGGACAGUUUUGAUUUAUCUAAUGGGAAAAUUUUACCUUGUGAACCAGCUCAGGAAAAUGACCAUUUUAAAAAGCCAGCUUGUAAUUCACAUGAAAGUCAGAUUCUAAGAAACAGAUCUACUCUAGAUGCUAAUAACGGAGCUAGGUUUAAUGUGUCAAACAGUGGUAGUGAUGUUGAUGUAUCCCAUAAUGCAUUGGACAUGAACAUAUCUCAGUGCUCUAGUGAAGACAUGUUUAACCAAUCAUGUGACUUGGUUGCUGCCAGUAAUUAUGAGAGAGUUGUUUUGUCAGAUGAUUCGAGAGUGGGAGAUAUUAACGACUCAUACCAAGAUUUGCACAUUCCUUACCAAAGUGGACAAGAAAAAUGUUUUGAAGAUGUGGACAAAGCUGUUCCAUAUGCUGCUGAUGUUGUAACAAAACAACACAUCCAGAAUCAUGGUGCAUCAAUGUCAAAAUCAUGUAUUCGUGCUGCUAACUUUCCUGCCAUCGGACAGCAAUUAAAUGUUUUAGGUCAGUUUUCCAGCCCUGCACCAGCUAGAUUGAAAUGUCCUGAAAUAUUACAUGAGGACUUAGCUAUGGCUCUUGAGAUGGGAGAAUCUUUUUCAUCUACAUUUGAUGCACCAACACAAACUGAAGCAAAACAUAUAAACAGAAACAUUGUAAAUGAAGUAAACUGUGAUGAUGAAGAUAAUUUUGGAGAUUCAUUAACUAUUUCAAUGGUAGAAAAGGUUCUGGACGAGCCCAUUGAAACACCACAUCCUUCUCAUUCAGAUAAACAAGUCUCAGCCAAUGUAGAAAUUCAUAGCAGUAACAAUAUAGAUAAAAGUCAAAAGCAAUUCUGUGAUAAAAAUUCAAAAUUUGAAUCUUUAAUGAAGUCAAAGCAUACUGUGAUAAAUAAAUCAUUAUCUAUUAACAGUAAACAUUUAGAAAUGAGUAAAAGUUUAGAGAAAGAACAGUUUGUAACACCAAAGCGAAUGGCUGUUAAGAGAUUGAGAUGCAGCCCUGCAGUUAAAGACACUAAGAUACAGAAAAUCCAAGAUGUUGGUUACUCCACACCAGAAGCUUUGGUAAAACAUAAUAACAGAACUAAUAAAGUUGAAGGCAAUGAUAAAAACAAUUUAGAUCAGAGUAAAAGUGAUCAUAGAAUAAAGAGGAAAAGAAAAAGUACAGACAAUGUGACUCCUGUUUCUGGGAAGUCAAAGAGAGGAUCUGUGUGUGAGAUGAACACAAGUACAGGGAGUGAUUGUGUCCCACCAACCCCUCCAGAUGACACACCUACAAGUUCACUACUUACAUCAGUUAGAACACCUGCUAGGUCUCCUCUAGUGAAACUAACACCUGUUUCUCCAUUCAGCCCAAAAAUUAGACAGAAAAACAAAAGUCAGCAAAGUUACGUAAAAAAUAAGAUUGAUGUCAAAGAGCCAAACAAUGUAAAUGGUAUCAAACCAGCAGUAACUAAUAACACUGUAAUAGAUGCUAAUAAGAAACCAAUUACUGAUAAAAAGACAUAUGUUAGCACAAAGUCAAAAGAUAUGGACAAACAUGAAUGUUCUGCUAAUAAUAAAGCAAAUCCAACAAAUCUAAUUAAUGAAGAAACUAAAAGUAACAUAACAGGAAAUGAAAGAAAGGAAACAGAAGCUAACAAUAGACCUGUGGAAACAGAAGAAAAUGACAAAGAUCAUAAAAGUGAUGAUAAUGAUGAUGAAAAUGAAGAUUUUUUGUCACCCUCGUUCAUAGAUCCGGAUCAAUCAGGAAUUACAUUAACACAGUCAUCAUUUAGCAUCAUUGAUGUAUGUGGUGAUAAGAGGUUGUUUAAAACAUUUAUCAUGGAGUGGAGGACAAAGUCAAGGUAUGCCAUAUCACUGGCAUGUGAGAGAUUAGCACCUGAUUGUCCUGGUGGGGGUAUUGGAGGUAACUUCAAACAAGGGGAGACACCAGCAAGGCAAGGUUUGAAGGACAGUGGUAUAUCAGUGGAAAGCCUGGGUAUAAAUAUAGUUGGUCUGGCAGUCUCCUGGGAAAAUAGAGAUGCCUACUAUAUCUCCUUUACUCAUGAACAACCUCAAGGAGAUCCAGAUGACACUUUAGCCCCGCCCCCUUCAGAUACUGAUAUCAGUAUUGCAAUCAGAAUUAAAGCUGUGAAAUCUGUGUUACAACAAGCUGUCUGUAAACAACAACCUGUAACCAUGGCAAUGUUUGAUGUGAAAACUCAUUAUAGGGCAUUGGCAGAAGGUUGUGGUUUUACUCCGAAGGGACAAUGUGAAGACCCGAAGGUGGCAUGCUGGAUGUUAGAUCCUGGAGUAAAGGAGAAAAAUCUUCAUCGUAUGGUGACUAAUCUGUUACCUACAGAAGUUCAUAUGUUACAUGGUAUAGGUGGUGGUAUAGGUGUAAGCAGUCUGGGUAUGAGCCCUCAGAACCCAGGUUCAGGCAGGUACCGUGCCACGACGGAGGCUGUACUGGUGCGACACCUAGGGGAGUAUUUCAGGGCGUGUCUAGAGAAAGAGGAGAUAUACAGUGUGUUUACAGACGUUGAGAUGCCAUCUGCUGUCACAUUGUGUAGGAUGGAACUUAAUGGGUUUGGGUUCAGUCAAGAUGAGAGUGAGAAUCAGAAGACAGUUAUGACAGCAAAGUUAUCUGCCCUUGAGGAACAAGCUUAUAUGUUAGCUGGCCAUCCAUUCUCACUGUCAGCUACUGAAGAUGUUGGCCAGGUUUUGUUUAUUGAGUUACAAUUACCACCCAAUGGAGAUCCAACAUCUACUCAUGGCCCUAGAUCAUUAGCUCCUAAAAGAGGCGGUGCUCCAAGGAGGGGGCGGGGCAAACCUCAGUACAGCACAUCUAAAGAUAUACUAGAGAAGUUAAAGAAGCUCCACCCCCUGCCUGGUGUCAUUCUAGAAUGGAGGAGAAUAACUAAUGCUCUCACUAAAACAGUAUUUCCUUUACAGAAAGAAAAGGUUCUCUGUGAUUGGUUAUCAAUGUAUCGUAUCUAUGGAGAUUGUCAACUUCACACGGCAACAGGGAGAGUAAGCAUGACAGAACCCAAUCUACAGAAUGUACCCAAAGAUUUUGAUAUCCUCCUGCCAGAUUUGAUAGGUGAAAGUCCACCUCCAAACACUGCUGCUCCAGUUGGUAAAAGAACAAGGGCAGGUAACUCUAAGCUCAGACAGAUAAUUGGUCCGAGGCAAGUUGCCAUGGUUACAGAAGAAAACACUGGUUCCCAGUUUUGUGUUAGUAUGAGACAUGCUUUCAUACCUUUUAAAGGUGGUGUUAUGCUGGCAGCAGAUUAUUCUCAGCUAGAGUUACGUAUGAUAUCUCACCUGUCUAAAGAUCCCAAGUUAAUUGGUAUAUUAAACAAGGAUGGAGACGUGUUUAAGUUGAUCACAGCUCAGUGGAAAAACAUCAAACCAGAGCAAGUUACACCAGAACAGAGAGCACAAGCUAAACAAGUAUGUUAUGGUAUGAUAUAUGGUAUUGGUGCAAAGGCUCUUGGUGAACAGUUAGAUGUAGAGGAGAAUGAUGCUGCAGUGUUUAUAGAAACAUUCAAGGCAAAAUAUCCUGGAAUGAGAACUUUCCUUAGACAGACUGUAGAAGACUGCAGGACAAAUGGAUAUGUUAAAACCAUGCUUGGUCGUAAACGCUAUCUUCAGACAAUCACCAGUACAAAUCCUCAUGCUCGUGCCCAGGCAGAACGUCAGGCAGUAAACACCACAGUGCAAGGUUCUGCUGCUGACCUUGUCAAAAUGGCCAUGAUCAAGAUAGAUGAAAGGCUUGCAGAAAUGUUUCCUAAUACACAGUAUACUCAUAAACAUAAACUUAGUGAUAUUCAGUUAACUCAGUGA
Ruditapes philippinarum (Manila clam) is the source of this 8894-nucleotide messenger RNA. RefSeq names its product DNA polymerase theta-like. Lineage: Eukaryota; Metazoa; Mollusca; Bivalvia; Venerida; Veneridae. The coding region runs from base 180 to 8894 and encodes 2904 amino acids. Gene Ontology annotation, biological process: double-strand break repair via alternative nonhomologous end joining; DNA-templated DNA replication. The transcript has 31 exons. Gene Ontology annotation, molecular function: ATP binding; DNA binding; DNA-directed DNA polymerase activity. The record is from RefSeq and is a predicted model, not a curated record.